AUGGCUACUGGCGCACUGACCACACGGUGUUUGUUAACGAUAUCGAUCAGAGGAUUCAGUUCGAAAGCAGAUAAAAAUGUCGCAUUCCUCGGCCUCGGAAAUAUGGGAGGUUUUAUGGCCGCCAAUCUUGUAAAAAAGGGCUUCAACGUUCGCGGGUACGAUCCUUCGAAAGAUGCCUUAACGGCAGCCGCGAAAAAUGGUGUUACUGGUGCAAGCUCUAUCGCAGCUGCUGUGGACGGAGUUGACGUCGUGGUCUCCAUAUUGCCAAGCAACAAAAUAGUGCUGGACACUUACCUUGGAAAAGAUGGCGUCGUGAACCACGCUACAAAAGGAGCUCUCCUUAUCGAUUCAAGUACAGUAGAUCCCAAUGUACCCAAAGAAAUAUUCCCCGUAGCGACAGAGAAAGGCGUCAACUUCAUUGAUGCACCAGUGUCUGGAGGUGUCAUGGGCGCUCAAAACGCAACUCUAGCUUUCAUGGCCGGAGGUCGAAAAGAGGACUUCGAUAGAUCGCUGCCUUUGCUAAAAGCGAUGGGCGCGAAACAAUUCCACUGUGGUCAGAUCGGAUCCGGUCAGGUCGCGAAGCUCACCAACAACAUGCUGAUGGGCAUCACUGGAAUGGCAACUGCCGAGUGCAUGAACAUGGGUAUUAAAAUGGGUCUAGACCCGAAAGUGCUGUUGGAUGUACUAAACAAUUCUUCGGCUAGAUCCUGGUCCACUGAAGUGUACUGCCCGGUUCCUGGUUUAGUCCCGACUGCACCUUCAAGUAGAAACUACGAUGGAGGUUUCAAGAAUGAACUUAUGGUUAAGGAUUUGGAGUUAGCAAGUGGCAUGGCGUUGGGAAUUAGGUCACCAAUUCCAUUGGGCGCAGUUACCACUCAGCUGUACCGCAUAGUUCAAUCUCGUGGUUACGGACAGAAAGACUUCUCCUUCAUAUUCCAGCUACUAAAAGAAGAGUCUGAAAAGAAGUGA
Messenger RNA from Parnassius mnemosyne (clouded apollo), 969 nucleotides. NCBI's taxonomy places the organism in Eukaryota, Metazoa, Arthropoda, Insecta, Lepidoptera, Papilionidae. The record is from the annotation of a GenBank genome assembly.